UAGUUUUUGUCAAGUAAAUUCAAUGUGAAUCAAAUAAUCCCCCUUUCUUCACAAAAUAACGAGACUCACAGUUGAACAGUAUUGACAGUGCUAUAAUCGAGAAGAAGAAGAAGAAUUGGGGAAAAUGGCGAUGGAGAGAGGUGAGCUGAUUUACAAAAUUUACAGAGCCCUAACCUAUGGAUUAUCGCCGCUGAUUCAGCUGCACCUGCGGUGGCGCAAAUUCCGUGGCCUGGAACAUCCUCUCCGCUGGCGCGAGCGUCUCGGAGUCCCUUCUCUUUCUCGGCCCCCUGGCCCUCUCUUCUGGUUCCACGCUGUCUCCCUUGGUGAAGGAAUGUGUGCGAUUCCUGUGAUUAAAUGCUGCAUAGAGAGGAGGCCUGAUGUAACUGUCUUGAUGACCACAACCACCACAUCAGCAUUUGAGGUAAUAAAGCACCAGCUUCCAAAUAAUGUCCUUUAUCAGUUUUCUCCAGUUGACACUCCUGGCGCCAUUGAUGCUUUCCUUUGUUACUGGAAGCCAAGUGCAAUCAUGUUAAUGGAAAGUGAACUUUGGCCAAACCUGAUUAUAGGUGCUGCAAAAAAUCAGAUUGCACUUGCAUUGCUUAAUGCUCGAAUAUCUGCAAAAUCUUAUGACAGUUGGUCUCAGCCAUUUGUUAAUUCUCUGACAUUAUUAAUGCUCUCCAAAUUCUUGCUGAUUCUUCCACUGAGUACUACCCAGGCAAUUCGCUUUCAACUGCUGCAGUGUCCACCUUUCAUCAUAAAUUUUUGUGGUGACCUAAAGUAUGCUGUAGGGAACAUUGACACAAAUGAAGGGGAUCAAAGAGCGCUGGAAGAGUUGCAGGUACAGCUUAUGAACAGAAAGAUUUGGAUGGCAUCUUCUAUUCAUAAGGGUGAAGAAAAAGUCAUGUUAGGAGUACACAGCGCUUUAAAGCAAGUACAUCCGGAUAUCAUCACCAUCAUUGUGCCUCGGCAUCCUCAGCAUGGAAAACAAAUUGCUUUGGAAUUGGAGAAAGAUGGAGUAAGGGUAGCAUUACGGUCUCGUCACGAUAAGAUAAUGCCAGGGACAAACAUAUACGUGGUUGACACAUUAGGUGAAUUACAAAAGUUUUACAGACUAACACCAAUUGCUGUGAUUGGAGGUUCAUUUCUACCAGGUUCAGCUGGUCAUAAUAUUUCAGAAGCCGCUGCAGCAGGCUGUGCUAUUUUAACAGGUCCUUAUAUCGGUCAUUUCUCUCAUAUGGCAACACAGAUGCAACGCUUGAAUCCUCUGUCAGUAUUACAGGUUUCUGGAUAUAUUCUUGUUGAAGCUCUCAGCAACCUUCUUAGUGAUGCAAAACUUUUGGAAGAACGCCAAGAAGCUGCUAAGCAAGCUUAUCAUUCUCUGUCUUGUGGGAUCACUGAAAAUGUUUGGAGCUUUUUAGACUUCCACAUUUUUCGGGUUGCACUGGCAAACAAAGAUUGUCCUUAGUGAGAUUUGCCUCCCAAGAUGGUUUAGGAGUAUAGAGCAGCCUAAGAGGACAAGGAUUUUUCAAGGGAGACCUCGAAUGGAAGUGGUAUCAUAAGGUAUCAGUCCAGUGACAACAAUGCUUGAUUUGCUCGAGGUGAUGUUACUGCUGCAAUACUAACUGUUAAGGCAUGUAAGAGGAAUAGCUGCAAUCUCCUGAGUGAGAUUGCUCAAAGAUUGAAAUGAAGAACUUGAUAAUCUGAAUGGAGUGCAUUUGCGCUUUUGUUGAUUGGACGCGAUUCUUUGAAAUCUCUGGACCGAUUUGCUGACUAAAGUUAUUUACAUCUUGCAUGGCUUAUUGGCUUAUUCUCUAGCUGCGUCAAGCAACUUUCUGAGCUUCGCGAUGGUUUCAGCUUCUAUUGGGAUCCAUCUAUACAUCUUUAAUCAGAAAUCUAUUCUGGAAUCACUGCCUCGAAUGCUGACUGUUGUUGCUGUGGUAACAGGUAAAUCCAGUCAUAAUAUUCAUCGUAGAGGCGACCUAGGUGAAAGUUUUCCAGAAAUUUGUUCAGUUCACAAUUUGUUACGGUUAUGGCGAACUAUGGCUGGGAAAUGAACAAUGACAACAUUGACUAAUGCUGAGAAGUAUACAGUGUUCGACAUACAAAAUGCAGAUUAAAUUUAACUAGAACAACUGUGUUUUUUUGGGGUAUAAUCCUGGUAUUGGGGCCAAUUUGUGUGCAUCACUACUAAUUCACGAGUACUUACUAUCUUCCACCAGAGCAGUUGUUUCUUUUUUAAUGUCGUUACUUAUUAUUUUGCUUGUGGAAAUGUUUAUCCCUUUGAGAA
Solanum lycopersicum (tomato) is the source of this 2287-nucleotide messenger RNA. Its product is annotated as probable 3-deoxy-D-manno-octulosonic acid transferase, mitochondrial. Gene Ontology annotation, molecular function: transferase activity. Gene Ontology annotation, cellular component: plasma membrane. The record is from RefSeq and is a predicted model, not a curated record. Gene Ontology annotation, biological process: lipid A biosynthetic process. Lineage: Eukaryota; Viridiplantae; Streptophyta; Magnoliopsida; Solanales; Solanaceae.